Messenger RNA from Macroventuria anomochaeta, 544 nucleotides. RefSeq names its product glycoside hydrolase family 47 protein. Lineage: Eukaryota; Fungi; Ascomycota; Dothideomycetes; Pleosporales; Didymellaceae. Gene Ontology annotation, biological process: carbohydrate metabolic process; N-glycan processing. Gene Ontology annotation, molecular function: calcium ion binding; mannosyl-oligosaccharide 1,2-alpha-mannosidase activity. The record is from RefSeq and is a predicted model, not a curated record. The coding region runs from base 1 to 537 and encodes 178 amino acids. The transcript is spliced from 3 exons. Gene Ontology annotation, cellular component: Golgi membrane; endoplasmic reticulum.
AUGUACGAGUACGCAAUGGCGACUGCGAUAGAAUACACGUUGUUCCGGCCUAUGGUGAAAGACAAAGCUGACAUACUGGUAGCGACUGGCAACAACGACAGACAGAGCGACGACAUCUUCGACAACCACACAUAUGUCGAGACCGGUCGCAAAAUCACCAACGGUUGCGCUUGGACGUACAAGAAUGCACCCAACGGCAUCAUGCCAGAGCUUUUCACAAUGGAAUCCUGCCCGACAUUAUCCGAAUGCGACUAUGUCCCAAAAUCCUGUUCAAACUCGGGAUCAAGUCCUUUUAGCAGUGUCUUGCAUGCAUGGGAGAUGUUCCAGGCAGUUGACAACAACACUCGGAUGGAGUUUGCUAACGCUGCGAUCCGAGAUGUAAUGAAAAGUCCUCCAGAGAAAGACGACAGUAUGGAGAGUUUCUGGAUGGCCGAAACACUCAAGUAUUUCCAUCUCAUCCUUAGCGAACCAAGUCUUGUAAGCUUGGACGAUUUUGUAUUCAACACUGAAGCGCAUCCGUUUCGAAUACCAUCAUAAUUAUUAG